AAAUUUUUAUCGUACUCUUUCAAUAACUUCAAAAUUUUUGUAUUGAAACUUAUUGCCUCUUAAUAUGGCUAACCAACCUGGGGAUUCAAACAAGGGAAUUCCUCAUUUGAUGAUUCCAAGUCCUUUAAUAACUAAAAGGAACAGAACACCGUCAACGUGCGAAAGGAUUGGAUCGAAAAAUUUUUAUGGCACUAUAAAAGUAUUCUGCAGGGAAAAAGGUCAUGGCUUCAUCACUCCAGAAGAUGGAACAGAAGAUAUUUUUGUUCAUAUUUCAGAUAUAGAAGAUGAGUAUGUUCCUUUACCUGGCGAUAGAGUAAAAUAUCAGAUGUGUCCAUUACCACCAAGAUUCGAAAAAUAUCAAGCUGUUCAUGUGAAAAUUGUUGUCUUGAAUAAAGAAGUUCAUAGAAGGUGGAACAGUUGAAUACAAUAUUUUAUCAGCACAUGGUUUCUUACAGGGAUGAUAAUAUGCUUUGGGAUAAUGAAUUGUUUAAGUUUAUUAUACAUUGAUUAAAUAUACAAUAUGCUUGAA
Coccinella septempunctata (seven-spotted ladybird) is the source of this 529-nucleotide messenger RNA. RefSeq names its product cold shock domain-containing protein CG9705. NCBI's taxonomy places the organism in Eukaryota, Metazoa, Arthropoda, Insecta, Coleoptera, Coccinellidae. The transcript is spliced from 3 exons. Gene Ontology annotation, cellular component: cytoplasm. Gene Ontology annotation, biological process: regulation of mRNA stability. The coding region runs from base 65 to 421 and encodes 118 amino acids. The record is from RefSeq and is a predicted model, not a curated record. Gene Ontology annotation, molecular function: mRNA 3'-UTR binding.